Molecule: messenger RNA, 4330 nt
Organism: Bactrocera dorsalis (oriental fruit fly)
Lineage: Eukaryota; Metazoa; Arthropoda; Insecta; Diptera; Tephritidae
Product: sodium-dependent neutral amino acid transporter SLC6A17
Exons: 10
Coding region: 2391-4202 (603 amino acids)
Biological process (GO): sodium ion transmembrane transport
Cellular component (GO): membrane
Source: RefSeq, a predicted model, not a curated record
UUUUUGUGUGAGUCAGUGCUUAUCAGGUCUUUUAGGCAAAGACUAAUAUAUUUAAACAUAAAAACAAACGAGAAAACAUUUAAUUUUAAGAACAGAGUUCCGAUUUUCACUAGUGAAGUUUCAAACCAAUAAAACAACGAUCUAGAGUUUAUUUCUAGAAGGGAAAGUAGUUGGUUUUCCUUCCAACAUAUUUUUUAUAUUGAUGAUACCUCGUAAAUUCAUUGAAUUUGAAAUAAAAUCUCUGAAUUUGGGUGUCAAAACCACUCCGGUUCGUCGCUGGCCAUCUCUAUAGUUAUCAAAGCAAUAAAAAUAUUUUCCCAGCAAACGAGUUCCUCAAAAAUUCUGGAACACAAUGACAAUAGCUGCCUCUAUAGUUAUAAGCAAAGCAGGCACCGUGUCUGGCCAGUGCUUGAGUGAUGCUCAUGCCGCGAAGUGAUGUGCUUAAAAAGUCACAAGGUGACUUCAAGGUAGACGGCUGCCAGCAGGCUCUAUAUAAGUAAAACAGGCACCGUGUCUGGCCAGUGCUUGGGUGACGCUCACGCUGCGAAGCUGCCUCUAUAUAAGAAAAGCAGGCAGCCUGCCUGGCCAGUGCUUCCACACCACUGAGAUAGGCCAAAAAGUAUGUUCACACUUAAGUGUUUUAACGAAGUAUGAAGGUAUUUGAGAAUUGAUGAUUGAUAACCAGAGAUCUUACUGGCAUCGUUGGAAUAUCAGAAAAAUCAGUGGAAACAAUUUUGAAAGAUCAUUGAGCCUAAGAAAAGAGAGAGCAGGUUUGGUUCCCAUUUCACUUAAUUAUUUUAAAUAUCCCGCCGCAUUGACGUCUGUGAAAUAAUGCUUUCCCACUACUAGAAUGCAAUGAAACAUAUUAUUACUGACGAUGAGUCUUGGAUCUAUGCUUAAGAUCCGGAAACAGACAAUCAAUUGGAUGAAUAUCGUGGCAAAGGCUAGCCGAACUCGAAAAAACCAGGUCAAAGCUCGUUUAUUGAGGUGUGGUGCACUCUAAACUCCUUCCGACCGGCCAAACUGUCAACAAGAAAUACUAUUUGAGUGUUAUGCGUCGUUUUUGCGAAGUUAUUCGUAAAGAAGAAGCCGUAAUAAUACACCGUCGCAUACUACAUUGAUUCUUCAUGAGUUUUUGGCCAAAUUUUGAAACAAUAUCGUGCCGCAACUACCGUAUUUGCCUGAUUUAGCUCCGUGUGAUUUUGGGCUAUUGAGUAAACUCAAACGACAGCUCCGAGAAAACCGUUUUGAGUCUACUAAAGACAUUAAAAAUGAAUUGCGACGCGCUUUGAAAGAUAUUACGGAAAUUGACUUUAACAACUGUGUCAAGCACGACAUAGAUUUUGACGAAUAAAUUAAUCAUUUUAAAAUUAUGAACCAAAUCUUAGUACUUUUUGCUUUUAGUACUACAUUCGGGGUUGGUAAAAAACGAAUAUUUUGUCCGCUUGGUACUCUAAAAAAUAGGCUUUUAGACACCUCUACGAAAAUCUCUUCAAUGAUAUAUAGUAUAAUAUAGAUGUACAUACUUAUAUAUAUUCUAUAUAAAACUGAAUAAAUGAAUAUCUAUAUAUGUAUAUUUGUUUUUGUAAAAUAUUGAAUAUAAUAUUAAUCGAUGGCAUUGAACUUUAAAUUAAUUGAAAUUAAAGAGAAAUUAUUAUAAUUAAUUUUUUUAAUUAUGUCCAAAAUAAAUUAUUAUUUUUGUACAUAUCAUUAUAUAUAUAAUAUAUGUAUGUAGACAUAUGUACUGUUAUUUACAUGAUUAGUACACGUAUAAACUAUUAUUGUCGCCACGUUGCCGUAGUUCCCCAAGCAUAUAUUGAUAAUCUUCUAAAAAUUAAUAUAUUCGAUUAAAUCAAAACAAAUCUAUAAAUAUAUAUAUACGAGAAUUUGUAUGCAUAAUUUCAAUAUUUUACAUACAAACACAUGUAUACUCGGCUCUGUGUUUACAUACACUCAUGCAUGACUUCAGCGCGAAGAGUUUUUCCGAUAUCGCUCGAUUCGGUCAGAAGCUAAGCAAUUGCAGCGAACGUGAAUGAAACAUGCAAGUGAUUAAAUUUUAAAUUUCUUUUCAUGUUUUUGCUCAUUUUUCUCUUUAACCAUAUUAUAAUCACUCGCAAUUAUUGCUACAUACAUAUGGGUAUGUGAACGAAAUUUUGAAAAUCGAGCAGAAGCUGUUGAUCAGUUGCUUUUCGACACUCUGCGCACAUGGAUCGCUUUGUAACGUCGUGAUUGUUGUCAAAAUUUGCUGCAUUCGUUUCAAUUUCUUUUUUCUGUGAAAAUUUAACAUUUUGCAAAUAAUUAAUUAAUUAAAUAAGAAAAAACAAUAUUAUAUUGGCAUGAAUAGCAUGUCUGUGUGUUUGUGCGCGUGCGUGUAGACAAAAUUUGUUGCAAUGAUUUACGAGAGUUCUUAUGACAGCGGUCGUCUGCCGUACAAACCGGAUUUGGCACGUGGCUAUUGGAGCAAAUCCAGCGACUUUAUAUUUACCGGCAUCAGCUUGGCUUUUCGCUUAGACGUCUUCUCCAUGGCUUGGAUUGUAUUCACAUAUGCUGGUUGCGUUUCCGUAAUACUGUAUAUCGGAGCUUUAUUCCUAUUUGUUGUUCCACUUUUCGUAAUGCAAUCGUUUCUGGGCCAAUUUUCGAGCAGUGGCUUCAUAUCGGCAUUUCGCAUAGCGCCACUCUUUAAGGGAAUUGGCUACAUUAGUCUGGCUGUGAAUUUGGGUGUGCUCACUUAUUAUAGCGUUUUUGCUGCCGUACCAUUACUAUAUUUAAUACACUCACUGCGACCAACGUUACCCUGGAGCUGUGAGGGCAUCAAGCAUUGGUCAUACAAUUUUACGGAAAACGAAGUGCGACAUCUUUGCCAUAUUCUAUCAAAUGACACACUGCCACCAAAGAAAACUUAUUUUUGGAGUGUAGUGCACCAAAUACCAUCGAACUUAUUUUUAAAUUCUCGUUUUAAUCACAUGAAACUAUUUGAACCGCAAAGCGAGGGUUUCUAUAUCUCUUGGGAGGUGCUGCUUUGCACUUUGCUCACAUGGUCACUCAUAGCGGCCAUAUUCUACAAAUGCAACAGCCUUGAAAAGCUGAGCACCGUGCUGCGCUACAGCAUAUUUACUGCCAUCAUCCUGCUAUUAAUUGCUGUGAUACGCUUCGCCUUGGUACCGCAAAAUCCUUGGCUUUCGCUAUUUGAUUUCUUUUUACCGAGUUGGGAUAGGCAACUGGAAAGCUUUGCCUCUGUGGGGAUAUUCGUGAUAUCAGCCUUUGGCGCCGGUUGGGGUACCAUCAUAUCCCUGGCCAGUUUCAAUAAAUUCAAAACGAAAAUUACACAAAAUAGUUGGAUUGUUUGUUUUGGGCAAAUGUUAGUAUUUUUCUGCUUCGGGUAUAUUGUCUAUGUGACUGACAUUUUUUAUGAUGAAAUCAGAGAAGCAUAUAACAGUAAAGAGCCAGAUGCAUGGGUGUACAUAAGCAAGUUUUGGGUAUUAUUUCUCUCCACCGGCAGCGUGAUGGCGGAAAUGUCGUGGUCGAAUCUAUGGUGUAUUUUAUAUUACGCAAUGCUGUUCUUAACGGCGCUAAUCACAAUUAGCAUUAGCUUGCUUUCAACACUGCAGAGCAUUUUUGACGAAUUCGAAGGAUAUCGCACGCGUAAAACGGAAGUGUCGCUCAUAGUUAUUGGCCUUUUGGGCAUAUGCUCAUUAUACACGUGCUCCAAUAAAGGUGUCUUCUUACAUGUGAUCUUCUCGAAUGACACGGUCGUCACGCAAACCGCGCUCAAUCUCUUACUAUUUUUCGUUGUAUUGUGGGUUUACGGGCGUGUGCGUUUUCAGCGCGAUCUCGAGUUUAUGUUAAGUCAAAGCUUCAGCACAUGCAAGAUCUAUGUGUUGCGAUUUGUGUCGCCACUGUGCCUGAUAGCGCUUUUGCUCGCAGCGAUUUUCAUUUCCGUUCUUUACCACUAUUUGGGCACAACGGUUGUACAAAUAGCUGCGCUGCUAUUUAUUGUGCUGCCCUGGCUGUAUGUACCCGGUUACAUGACAUAUAUUAUGCUACAAACGACUGGCACUUUUAAGACGCGCUUCAAACGCUGCUGCCGCCCCAUGGACUGGUAUCCCGUGGAGUUAGAGGACCGACAACGUUACGAGCAAACAAUGCGCAAUACGGAUAUGACGCAUCAAUUGCAUGAACUGGAGGAAGAAACCAUGACAUAGCUAAGAAUUUGUUUGAGUUUAGCUACAAAUGUGAUUUUUUAUAGAAAAUUUGUUAUAUUUUGCACUGAAUAUGAUUUAUUUAAAUAUGAAAAAAUAUAUAUGUUUUUAAACAUGACCAAAAUAGUAAA